Molecule: messenger RNA, 1335 nt
Organism: Seriola dumerili (greater amberjack)
Lineage: Eukaryota; Metazoa; Chordata; Actinopteri; Carangiformes; Carangidae
Gene: guk1b
Product: guanylate kinase-like
Exons: 9
Coding region: 81-800 (239 amino acids)
Biological process (GO): purine nucleotide metabolic process
Cellular component (GO): cytosol
Molecular function (GO): GMP kinase activity
Source: RefSeq, a predicted model, not a curated record
UUGUAUACAGUCCAUUAAGAAGCCUUGCUGAAGAAUCAUCUGCCUCUGCGACACAGACGAUACAGACAGAGACAAGAAUAAUGUCAGGACUGAGGCCCGUGGUGCUGAGCGGCCCCUCCGGAGCAGGGAAGAGCACUCUAAUGAAGAGGCUGAUGAAGGAUCAUGAAGACGUCUUUGGAUUCAGCGUGUCACACACAACAAGAAACCCUCGACCAGGCGAGGAAGAUGGCAAAGGGCUGAACAAACUCCCCAUGCUUCUGGGGGCUACUUUACUGCCUGUAGCAGACGUCUUUUCCUCUGAAGACUUAGAAAUGUCAACUUCAUUUUCGUGUCCAAACGAAUCAGAAACCACAGAUGAAGACUACCACUUCACAACAAGAGAGGCCAUGGAGGAGGGCAUCAGCAAGGGCGAAUUCAUUGAGAAUGCAGAGUUUUCCGGCAACAUGUAUGGAACAAGUAAAGCUGCCGUAGAAGACGUGCUGGCCAAGAACCUAAUCUGCAUCCUUGAUGUGGACAUCCAGGGGGUGAAAAGGAUUAAAGAGACUGACCUGAACCCCAUCUACAUCUCCAUCCAGCCUCCUUCCAUGGAGAUCCUGGAAAAACGUCUGAGGGACAGGCAGACAGAAACAGAGGAGAGUUUACAGAAACGUCUGGAGGCAGCACGCAUUGACAUGGAGCUCAGUAAGGAGCCGGGCGUGUUUGAUAUUGUUAUCAUUAAUGAUGACUUAGAGAGGGCCUAUGAGGAGCUGAAAGAUAUCCUCAAUGAGGAAAUCCAAAAAGUUCAGGAGGCCAAAUCAUAAAAAGGAAACAGUAAACUCACCUGAAAUUAACUCCCAUCUGAAGAAAAGUUUGUUUUUCUUUUACCCUCUAUGUAAUAUCCUCAGAGAUGCUCAGAUGGAGAGGAGGGACUCUGAGUUGAAUGGUAGAAUGUGUUAGAUUUGGAGCAAUUAAUGGUCAAUAUCUAUGUAAGAAAAUCCUAACCCAAGUUACACAUCAAAGAAAAACAAUAGAAACAACUGCCAAAACCAGUGAAGUGUGGAGUACACACCUGCAUCACCAGACAGUACCUGCUGCGCACACCACCACCAAUAGUUAGAAAUUGUUUGGAAAUUAAUAACUUUUUUUUUUUUUUCUGUUGAAUUCUAAUAUAGUGGAAAUAAACUGACUCAUAAUUAAAUGUAAAAUUUAAAAAUGUACUGACAUGCUGAAUAUUACUCAAAGAUUACAUGACGCUAAAGUCACUGCGUAUAUUUGUGUAUAUACUGUAUGUGGGGCAUGAUGAGCACAUUCAAAACAUGUGCAUGUAUGUUUGUGUGUGUGAGACUGAAUAAAGAA